Molecule: messenger RNA, 1130 nt
Organism: Haliotis rufescens (red abalone)
Lineage: Eukaryota; Metazoa; Mollusca; Gastropoda; Lepetellida; Haliotidae
Exons: 5
Coding region: 58-861 (267 amino acids)
Source: RefSeq, a predicted model, not a curated record
UUGCCGAGAUGAGACAGCAGUCUCUGUCUUUGUAAUAUUUCUGUGCGUGAUGUGGACAUGAAAAUGGAUAUGCAUAUGUAUAGUACAAUAGUCGGGCUGAUGAUGACUAUGGUGGUACACGGAUCUACUGGAACGUGCCUGGAAGAUCUAAACUGGACCCCAUCCUCAUCUUACAGUAACAAGAAGUUCAGCGGAGCCGUGAAAGUCUCCCAAACUGUCAGUGGAAAAUUGGCAUGUAUUUCGUUCUGUAUCUUCAGCGGAACUAAAGUUGCCAUCGUUUACGACAAAACUGACCAGCGGUGUACUUGCCACAAUUUGCCGUUGUCGUCGUUGACGCUAGUUGACGCUCCGGGAGCUGUGGCGUUAGGGAAGACCACCCUCCCUGCAGAUGCUGUGGACACAUGGAUAGCUACUAUCAUUAAAGAAUCAUCACAUUUCAGCUCUUGGAUCAGUAGCUAUCCGGCCAGUAGCAUGAAAGGUCCCCCCGACUACUACCCCAAUUAUGGCAACACUGAGAAAGCCUGGUGCCCAAAAUCCAGAGACUCAAACCAGUAUGUGGAGCUCGGCAUAGCUGAGGCCAUCUACAUCACGGAGAUCCACAUCUAUGAGGUCUUCUGGGCUGGUGGCGUUGAGUCGGUCUCAGUCCGGGAUUCGAACUCCAACUGGAUGGUAAUCUGGAGCGCUACCACUUUGUCGAAGAUAAAGGAAAGUCGGAUUUUCGUGCCUACGUUCAUACCACCCGAUUUCAAGACGGACGCCAUCAGGAUUGACCUUGACCUUGCUACUACUGGUGAAUGGUCCGAGUUCGACGCUGUGAGAGUUAUUGGGAGCAGGACCCGGAGAAGGAUAAGCUUAGUGUAGUUCGUCGGGAGAAGUGUCAGUAUAUGGACUAAGUACUGUCGGAAAUGCUACAAAACUGCUUUUUGCCUGUUAAAAAAGGAGAUAAUUUUUCUCAGAGUGUUGUUAUUGAAAUAUCGAGUAACUACCGACCGUCCUACCUGUGGCUUGAAGUAUUUCAGUCACAAGGAUUCCUAUCGACAAGUUUACAAGAGACAAAUUCGAACGAAAACAGGAAGUUUAUUAUUAUUUUAAGUCCAAUUAUGGCAGUCUGAAACGGACUAUAGAAACAU